UCCCUCCCUCCUCCCUCCCUGUAUCUGUCCAUGUGCAGCUGUAUGACUUGGGUUCUCCGGCUGACUCUCAGUCCAGCUCGCCCGGCUGCCCGGCCACUGACAGCAGCUGUGUCAACAUGGGCUUCCCGUCCUGCGGCCGCCGCGGCCGCUGUCACGGCGAGUGGGGCUCGUUCAGCUGCCAGUGUGUGCCGGGAUACACGGGACACGGGUGUGAGGAGGAGGUGCCAGAGUUCUCCUUGGAUGGACACAGUUACGUCCAGUACCAGCUGGCGUCACCGCUGCCGGCUCGCAGGACGUGGAUUCAAGUCCUGGUUCGAACCCGGAAACACAACAGUACGAUCAUCAGCGUGACGUCCAAGGAGCAGAGUGAAUACCUGAGACUCGAGAUUUUCCAAGGUCUCCUCUGUGUUUUCUUCAACCUCGGCGACGGAGACUACAACUUAACCCUGCCCACUUAUCGCCUCGACAACGGGGAGUGGCACGAGGUCCACCUGGAUCGCCACGACAACGAGAUGACACUGCGGCUGGACGGCGGCGGGGGUCAGCGGGAGGUCACCGGGUCGCGUGGGCGCAGCAGAGAAAUCGUAAUUGACCCCAGUGCCGUGAUUCUGGGAAACACUUUCCCGUCUGAGAUCAACAAAAGCUUCCAGGGUUGUGUGAGGGACGUUCGUCUCAAUGGACGCUACAUGCCACUGGACAGUCAGCCACGAGACGGGGUUUCCCAGGUCAGCAUGCAAGGGCUGUCCCCCGGCUGCUCGUCUGACUCCUGCAAGAAGAACCACUGCAGCCCCCCGUUCACCUGUGUGGACCUGUGGAGAGUGCACGAGUGCAGAUGUCCUCCCGGUCACAUGAUCCGCGUGAACGGCUCCAGGAAGUCGUGCGUGUACACGCUGUGUGCGACUCGUCCCUGUCACCGGGGAACCUGCGUGGCUCAGUCGCCCUCCAAAUUCACCUGCCACUGUCCGGAGGGCUACAGGGGGCGCCACUGCGAGACGCCACUGGCCAUUUACAGGGAAGACGUGGGCCUGAGCUUCAGCUCGCUGUUCGCGAUCUGUAUCUGCUUCAUGGCCUUAUUAGGUAUGUACUCACACUG
Solea senegalensis (Senegalese sole) is the source of this 1093-nucleotide messenger RNA. RefSeq names its product putative neural-cadherin 2. NCBI's taxonomy places the organism in Eukaryota, Metazoa, Chordata, Actinopteri, Pleuronectiformes, Soleidae. The record is from RefSeq and is a predicted model, not a curated record. Gene Ontology annotation, molecular function: calcium ion binding. The transcript has 5 exons. The annotation marks the transcript as partial.